This is a messenger RNA of Knipowitschia caucasica, 1758 nucleotides long. Lineage: Eukaryota; Metazoa; Chordata; Actinopteri; Gobiiformes; Gobiidae. The record is from the annotation of a GenBank genome assembly.
AUGGAGAUUAUGGGCAUAAAGACACUCAGACACUUCAGGGGAAGAUUCGAGCAGCAAAAUACAGCAGUCCCUUUGGGCGGCCUGGACCAGGUCCGGUCGUCCCUGAAGGAUAUGUUGCAGCUGCCGUUGGUUUAUCCAGAGACCCUGAUGUCCCUGGGUCUGUCCUGCCCCAGAGGAGUGCUGCUGGUGGGGCCUCCUGGAGUGGGAAAGACUCAGUUGGUCCGCAAUGUGGUUCGGGAGGUGGGGGCCAGCGCCGUGGUGGUCCAGGGGCCAGAGAUCGUGGGAGCGCGGCCCGGUGAGAGCGAGGAGAAGCUUCGUGCCGUGUUUGCGAACGCUCGGUCGGCGGCUGAAGAGGGACCGUGUGUCCUGUUCCUGGAUGAACUGGACUCUCUCUGUCCGCGGAGAACAGGUUCCACCGCUGCAGAGAACAGACUCGUGGCCCAGCUCCUCACGCUGAUGGACGGCAUGGACCAGACCCAGCGCUUCCUGAUCGUCGGAGCCACAAACCGACCGGACAGCCUGGACCCCGCGCUGAGACGCCCGGGGAGGUUCGACAGAGAGGUGAUCAUUGGGGCCCCCACGCAGCAGCAGAGGAGGGACAUUCUGUGCGUUUUGUGGGAGAAGAUUCCAGUCUGUUCGUCUGUGAACUCUGAAGAACUAGCUCAGCGGACGGUGGGGUACGUGGGAGCGGAUCUGAGUGCAUUGUGCAGAGAGGCGGCGAUGAACAGCAUACGAGAAACAGCAAAGGGUUCAGGAGAGCAGACUGUGACUAUGAAACAUUUCACUGAGGCCCUUAAAACAGUGGGUCCCUCGUGUUUAAGAAGUAGUCUAGGAAAGACUGAAGUGGCCCCUGUUUCCUGGGACCAGAUCGGAGGAUUGGACAGCGUUAAACUCAAACUCAGACAGAGUAUAGAGUGGCCGCUGCUGUACCCUGAGGCGUUCAAGAGGCUGGGUUUGUCUCGUCCUCGCGGGGUGCUGCUGUACGGUCCUCCUGGAUGUGCUAAGACCACGCUGGUCCGUGCUGUAGCCGCCUCCACCCACUGCUCCUUCCUGUCAGUCAGCGGGGCCGACCUCUACUCCCCCUAUGUGGGUGACUCAGAGAAGGCACUGGCUCAGCUGUUCCGUCAGGCCCGCUCCUGCACUCCCUGUGUCUUGUUCCUGGAUGAGAUCGACUCUCUGAUUGGCUGUCGGACGCAGGGGGCGGGCUCUAGCAGCGUGCAGACUCGGCUCCUGGCGGUGCUGCUGAACGAGAUGGACGGAGUCGGACUGAAGACGGACGAGAGACGCGGAGAACGAGUGCUGCAGGCUGAAGGAGAGCUACACGAGCAACAAGAGCUGGACUCUGAGGAGGUGUGUAACUCUGAGGUGAUGGUCGUCGCUGCCACAAACCGACCGGACGCUCUGGACUCGGCGCUGCUGCGACCGGGACGACUCGACCACAUCAUCUACGUCCCACCACCGGAUCAGGAGAGCCGUCUGUGCAUCCUGAAGCUGUGCACCAAGUCUAUGCCUGUUUCUGAUGACGUCUGUUUAGAAGAACUCGCUCAAAAGACAAACCUUUUCUCUGGAGCUGAUCUACAAAAUCUCUGCAAAGAAGCAGCGCUGUUGACUCUUCAGGAAGAAUCCAUGGAAGCGUCAUCUGUUCAGCACAAAUACUUUCUGAAAUCUCUGAGUAAAAUGACGCCGUCUCUCACAGCGCAGCAGAUCCACUCGUCCCACAAUCCACAUGCAGAAUGUGAACCGUUUAGGGAAGAAUAA